This is a messenger RNA of Pyricularia pennisetigena, 309 nucleotides long. RefSeq lists its product as uncharacterized. Lineage: Eukaryota; Fungi; Ascomycota; Sordariomycetes; Magnaporthales; Pyriculariaceae. The transcript has 2 exons. The record is from RefSeq and is a predicted model, not a curated record. The annotation marks the transcript as partial.
ACCCUCAAUCUCCACUUAGCAGCACCCAGAAAGACCAACAUGUCGCCAGUCCUUGCUCGAGCCGCUAUUCGCAACGCCGCUGCUACCGGCACAAGGCAAUUCUCGCUCAUGGCUGCCAUGCGCAACAUGGCGCGCUCCUUUGAGCCCCACCCCUUCCAGCGUCUGCCCAACACGCAGAAGCCGCAAUCUGCAGACUAUGCCAAGAUCCUCAAGCGUUCCGGCAAGACUGUCAUGAUCUACGUUCCCGGCAUGGCCUUGAUCCUUGGCUGGCCCCUCAUGGCUCAAAGGGUGAUCGAUGGUCACGUCUAA